Molecule: messenger RNA, 903 nt
Organism: Fragaria vesca subsp. vesca
Lineage: Eukaryota; Viridiplantae; Streptophyta; Magnoliopsida; Rosales; Rosaceae
Product: probable plastid-lipid-associated protein 11, chloroplastic-like
Exons: 3
Coding region: 38-673 (211 amino acids)
Source: RefSeq, a predicted model, not a curated record
CUUCAAAGCUUUCAAUACACCCCUCACUCCCUCACACAUGGCCACGUGUCUCCCCUUCCGCGCCAUCCCCUCCAAACCCUCCUCCUCCUCCUCUUCUUCACGCGCCGCUAAAAUCACCUGCUCCUCCGUCACAGCCCAAUCCCGCCUCGCCAAGCAAGACCUCCUCGCCCUCAUCGCCGACCAGGACCGCGGCCUCAAGACGCAGGCUGACCCAGCCAGGCGCGCCUCCAUCAUCACCGCCAUCGACGCCUUGGCCGAUCUCGGCAAGGGCACCGUCACCACCGGUAGCGACCUCUCCGCCACGUGGCGGCUGCUGUGGACGACGGAGAAGGAGCAGCUGUUUAUCAUCCAGAACGCGUCCGUGUUCGGCACGCGCGCCGGCGAUGUUCUGCAGGUCAUCGAUGUUGACCGGAAGGUCCUCAACAACGUCAUCACUUUCCCUCCCGACGGUGUUUUCUUCGUCCGCUCCAGUAUUGAAGUCGCUUCGCCGCAGAGAGUGAAUUUCAGGUUUACGAGUGCGGUUUUACGAGGGAAGAGCUGGGAGUUUCCGUUGCCGCCGUUCGGGCAGGGGUGGUUUGAAACUGUAUACCUUGAUGAUGAGAUUCGGGUUGUGAAGGAUAUCAGAGAAGACUAUUUGGUUGUAGACCGUGCUCCCUAUGCUUGGACAGAAUGAAGAGAAUAAAGUUUUCCACUGGCUGCAUAGCCUAUUACUCGGGCAAGAUGUGAGUUCGCUUACUCAAAGCUAAUUAUUUGGUGAUCUCUGUUAUACGAUCCCAUAAUAUCUAGUCUUCUGAUCUAUUUGCACAGCUCUGGUUUGUAACUUGUGCAAUAUAGUGUGGUUCAUCAAAGCAGAUGUUGCUUAAUACUUGUUUGUAUAUACGUACAUAUACGCACGUGCUAUUG